UUGAGAACUCCAUUAUUCAUGGCUUCUUCUUCACCGCCUUCACCAUCGGGUCCUCCACCACUUUCGCAGCCAGUAACGCCACCAACGCCAACUUCGUCGCCUCCGCCGCAAUCUUCUUCCGCGUCACCACCACCACCACCACCAACACCACCACCACCACUUCCGCCAACAACACCACUAACACCAUCCCCAUCGCCUCCGCCGCCAGCCGAUGACCCAUCCUUGCCGCCACCUUCCGAUGGUUCAUCAUUGAAUCAGUCGCCACCGCUACCUCCUCCGCCACAACCAAAUGACUCUUCCCAACCUCCGCCGAAAUCGCCGGAUUCUUCCCCUCCUCCACCACCGGCCCCUAAUGCCAAGACAUCUCCUACUUCUCCGGGAGGCAGUAAUAAUGAUUUUCAUUCGCCACCUCCUCCGCCACCACUUCACCAUUCACCCUCCAACAAUCGUGGAGAGUCAUCGUCACCACCACCGCCUCCGCCACGGUCGGUAUCGUCGUCCAAAGCGCAUUCGCCGGCGAGUAAUGGUUCGUCCACGAACACAGUGCCUAUCAUCAUUGGAGUUGUGGCUGGUGCGGGGCUGCUGCUCCUUGUUGUGGCUCUCUUCUUCUUUUUCUCAUGUGCUGGAAAGAGGAAAAAGAAAGCACAAGCUCAGAUGCACUUCGGACCUGAUAACUCUCGUGGACCAAGUGGAACUGAUCAUCAACACUACACCUCUUCUCAACGCGGACACAACCAGAACUGGCAAAACGGCGCUGUAGGAGCACACUCCAAUGACCACGUAGUCAACGUCCUAACUUCACCUCCGGUCGAUGGUGGGACCCAGGGAGUUUGGCCAGCUCCGCCUCCACCUCCAAUCAUAAUCAGCAGUGACAUGAGCUCAACCAACUUCUCCGGCCCACUCGGUCCGGUCCUGCCCCCACCACCGCCAUCAGUGGCGCUAGGCUUUAACAAGAGCACCUUCACCUAUGACGAACUUCUGGCGGCGACCGCCGGGUUCGCACAGGCCAACCUGUUAGGCCAAGGAGGGUUCGGGUACGUCCACAAGGGUGUGUUGCCCAAUGGCAAGGAGAUCGCGGUGAAGAGCCUUAAGUCCGGCAGCAGCCAAGGCGACAGUGAGUUUCAGGCUGAAGUUGAGAUCAUUAGCCGGGUCCACCACCGCCACUUGGUGUCUCUCGUUGGGUACUGCUUGGCUGAUACUGGAAAGAAAAUGUUGGUCUAUGAAUUUCUUCCUAAUAACAAUCUUGAAGUCCAUCUUCACGAUAAAGGACGCUCACCAUUGGACUGGACUAGUAGGGUCAAAAUUGCAAUAGGAUCGGCUAAAGGGCUUGCUUACUUGCAUGAAGAUUGCCAUCCUCGCAUUAUUCAUCGAGACAUCAAAACCUCAAAUAUUCUACUUGAAUCCAACUUCGAAGCCAAGGUGGCAGAUUUCGGGUUGGUAAAGCUAAGUCAAGACAACAACACUCAUGUAUCUACUCGAGUCAUGGGUACUUUUGGUUACUUGGCUCCAGAAUAUGCAUCGACUGGGAAGCUGACAGAGAAAUCAGACGUAUUUUCUUUUGGUGUUGUGCUGUUGGAGUUGAUAACUGGACGCCGUCCAGUGGACACCACUGGUGACUAUAUGGAGGACAGCCUUGUUGAUUGGGCGAGGCCACUCUGUCUGCGAGCGUUGGAGAACGGAAAUUACGAUGAAAUAGCGGAUCCGAGGCUACAGAAGAGUUACGAUCCGAUGGAGAUGGCGAGCAUGGUGGCCUCUGCCUCUGCUAGCAUUCGCCACUCUGCUAGGAGACGACCCAAGAUGAGCCAGAUUGUGCGAGCACUAGAAGGUGAUGUAUCACUAGAAGAUUUGAAUGAGGGAGUGAAAGGAGGAACGGGGCAAUGCUCCUCCUACUUCCGGUCUGGUUCAGAAAAUUACGAUGUUGCAAUAGCAGGUUCAUACAGUGCAAGCAUGAAUAAGCUUAGGAAGAAGGCAUUAAACAGCCAAGAGUAUGCAAGCAGUGAAUAUGGGGGCACAAGUGAGUAUGGUCUUGAUCCAUCCUCAAGCAGUGAUUCCUCCCCUGAUAUUAUUGUCAGCAGGAAAGGAAGUCGUUCAGCAUCAUCGAUGAUGUUUGCUGCCCAUAUUGCUGCCCUUGUGGUAUCGGCAUCAUCUGAAAAGUAUGCGGCAUCUGAGACAUUUGUUGUGUCGGCAUCAUUUGUGGCGUCCGUGACUGAGAAACUUGAGACGUCUGAGGCGAUUGCGUCAUCAUCUGCAUCAUUACUUGUGAACUGUUUGGCGACUGUGACAUCAUCUGGAAGAAUGACUGGAACAUUUGAUAUUGUUGAAAUUGAACAAAAUGUGGAAGAAUGA
Messenger RNA from Humulus lupulus (European hop), 2346 nucleotides. Its product is annotated as proline-rich receptor-like protein kinase PERK4. The record is from RefSeq and is a predicted model, not a curated record. Gene Ontology annotation, molecular function: ATP binding; protein kinase activity. Gene Ontology annotation, biological process: protein phosphorylation. Lineage: Eukaryota; Viridiplantae; Streptophyta; Magnoliopsida; Rosales; Cannabaceae. Bases 19 to 2346 code for a protein of 775 amino acids. The transcript has 9 exons.